CCUUUCAACUGCAAACCCCUAAAAUUACAAAAUUAGGAUGGUAUCGAUCUUCGACCUUUUUUUAUCCACAGUUUAAAUUUGCAAACAAUUCCAGAUGAAGAUCGUAAAAUCCUAGUUCAAUUAGCAAAGUAAUCCUUCCUCUCCACUAGAAUUCAGGAAAAAACCCAGAAUUUUCACAUAAAAACUCAAAUUACGGGUCCGAAAUAGCGUUUUAUUUGCAGUUCCUGUAAUUGGAUCCGUUUUAACGUAUUUAUAUGCAAAAAUCCUACCAAGGGAAUCACCACUGAAUUUCUAGAUCAAGGUUUUAAUGAGAAACUCUAUUCCCCAUUCGUACGGCACCCAGAACGAAAUUGAACUUGAAGAAAAUGCUUUUGACGAAGAUGAAGAGAUGACAUAUCAAAAUGUUGCUGAAAAUGGGCAAUUGUAUAAUCAUGAGGAAUCCAAGAGGCACCCCAAGAAAAGAAAGUUGGAGUCUUUCGUCUCGAACUACGAGUUUAUGCCUCAAAGGGGAAUGUGGAACGAGGAGGAGAGUUUUGUGUUGUUGGAGGUUUGGGGGGAAAGGUAUAUGGAGUUAGGAAGGAGAAGUUUAAGGGCGGAGGAUUGGGUCGAGGUUGCUGAGAAGGUGUUGGAGAUGAGUGGAGUUGAAAGAACAGAGAUGGAGUGUAGGAGCCAGUUGGAUGUGCUGAAGAACAAGUAUAAGAAAGAGAGGGUCAAACUGGAAAGUGGGCAAGCGAGCAAAUGGGUGUUUUUCAAGAAAAUGGAUGUUUUGUUGAAUAUGAGGACUAGAGGCCAUUGUGGAUUGGGAUGUGGGAUCGAUUCAGGGGAGUAUGUCUUUAUGAAUCCACGGGUGUACUUGGAUAGGUCUAAUGUGUUGGAUGAAAUGAGGGACAGUCCAGAGCAGUCAGACGAGGAGGAUGACGAGGAGGAAGGAUUGGGAGACGAGGAGGAAGGUGCAGAGUCAGCUAAGUUGUUGGCAGAGUCUAUUCAGAGGUUUGGACAGAUAUACGAGAAGAUUGAGGACAGUAAGAGGAAGCAAAUGAUGGAGUUGGAGAAGAUGAGGCGAGAUUUUCAGAGGGAGUUGGAGUUGCAGAAGAAGCAGAUUGUUGAGCAUGCACAGGCUGAAAUUGCUAAAGUAAGAGAAAUGGAUGAUGAUGACGACGACGAUGAUGAUGACAAUGACAAUGAUGACGAAGAUGAUGAGGAUGAUAAUACUGAUGUUUCUGCGGACAAUCUAAGGGGUUGAUACAGUUUCCAGGAUAUUGGGAAGAUGCCGACGGAAUCCCUGCAAUUCAUGUGGAAUGGUUUGCCUUCUGUAGAGCUCGAGCUCGACUAGCAGCACAGGAUGCAAUUGAGAAUAGUUUAUGUGUACUAGAUUGCAAGCUAUUAUGUGUACUAGAUUGCAAGCUAAGUACUUUUUUUCUUAAUGAAACUAUCGGCUGCAUUCCAUUUAUUUAGAAUUUCGGGUGGUUUUUGAAUCAGCAUAACAUGAAAUUCCUGACUUUGAAUAAUGUUAAUUGGCAGCGCUGCUGCAAUUACUGUUGAUAGUCUUUGCAUUGUUCUAAAGAUAGCAUGUUUUGCUAA
This is a messenger RNA of Olea europaea var. sylvestris, 1581 nucleotides long. Its product is annotated as trihelix transcription factor ASIL2-like. The record is from RefSeq and is a predicted model, not a curated record. The coding region runs from base 308 to 1243 and encodes 311 amino acids. Lineage: Eukaryota; Viridiplantae; Streptophyta; Magnoliopsida; Lamiales; Oleaceae. The transcript is spliced from 2 exons. Gene Ontology annotation, molecular function: transcription cis-regulatory region binding. Gene Ontology annotation, cellular component: nucleus.